CCCACCAGCAGCACCACCACCAUUCCCGACCACCGCUCGUCUUCUCAUUUUCCGGCCAGAGCUACCGUGAGACCAUGGCACAACCUGCGACUCCAGUGACACCGGCGUUGAAGGACGAUCUGGACAUAGUGAUUCCCACCAUCAGGAACCUGGAUUUCUUGGAGAUGUGGAGGCCAUUUUUCCAGCCAUACCAUCUGAUAAUCGUACAGGACGGAGAUCCGACGAAGAAGAUUCGGGUUCCGGAGGGGUUCGACUACGAGCUCUACAACCGGAACGACGUGAAUCGGAUCCUGGGACCCAAGGCAAGCUGUAUCUCCUUCAAGGACUCCGCUUGUCGCUGCUUCGGCUUCCUCGUUUCCAAGAAGAAGUACAUCUUCACAAUUGAUGAUGACUGCUUUGUGGCUAAGGAUCCGAGUGGGAAGGAGAUAAAUGCAUUGGCGCAGCACAUACAGAACUUGCUGACACCAUCGACUCCCUUCUUCUUCAACACCCUGUAUGACCCUUUCAGGGAAGGAGCUGAUUUUGUUCGGGGAUACCCAUUUAGCUUGAGGGAAGGAGCCCCAACUGCUAUAUCUCAUGGGCUGUGGCUCAACAUCCCUGAUUAUGAUGCCCCAACUCAGCUUGUCAAGCCUCUCGAGCGCAACACCAGUUCACUCAGGUAUGUGGAUGCUGUUAUGACCAUCCCAAAAGGAACUCUAUUUCCAAUGUGUGGCAUGAACCUUGGAUUCGACCGGGAACUCAUAGGUCCUGCUAUGUACUUUGGGCUUAUGGGUGAUGGCCAACCAAUUGGCAGAUACGACGAUAUGUGGGCUGGAUGGUGUGCAAAGGUGAUCUGUGACCAUAUGAGUCUUGGUGUGAAAACUGGGCUGCCAUACAUUUGGCACAGUAAGGCGAGCAACCCAUUUGUCAAUUUGAAGAAAGAAUACAAAGGAAUAUACUGGCAAGAAGACAUCAUCCCAUUCUUCCAAUCUGUUGUCUUCCCAAAAGAAUGCAUAACUGUGCAGCAAUGCUACAUUGAGCUUUCUAAGCAGGUCAAGGAGAAGCUGGGGCAUGUUGAUCCUUACUUCCAGAAACUCGCAGAUUCUAUGGUUACGUGGAUUGAAGCCUGGGAGGAGCUAAACCCUCCAACAAAAGCAGCACCUGCAGCUCAGCCCAAUGGUGUUAAGAAGGAUGCACCGGCUCCCAAACCCAAGUAGACAGCCUUCAAUCUAUGUUUCACUGUACUAGUUGAAUUUUGCUUUCCUUAGGUUCUUAUUGACUCCAGUUCUCAAUUGCUUUAUGUCUUGGCUUAAUUUUAUAGCUUCUGUGCCCCCUGUGCUUCUGUUUCUGAGUUUAAUGGACUUUCCAUGCUUUUAUCAUAAUAAAGAUCUGAUGAUUGUUAUAGA
Molecule: messenger RNA, 1385 nt
Organism: Vitis riparia (riverbank grape)
Lineage: Eukaryota; Viridiplantae; Streptophyta; Magnoliopsida; Vitales; Vitaceae
Product: UDP-arabinopyranose mutase 1-like
Exons: 4
Coding region: 75-1196 (373 amino acids)
Biological process (GO): UDP-L-arabinose metabolic process; plant-type cell wall biogenesis
Cellular component (GO): Golgi apparatus; cytosol
Molecular function (GO): UDP-arabinopyranose mutase activity
Source: RefSeq, a predicted model, not a curated record